Molecule: messenger RNA, 2358 nt
Organism: Acytostelium subglobosum LB1
Lineage: Eukaryota; Evosea; Eumycetozoa; Acytosteliales; Acytosteliaceae
Exons: 2
Coding region: 1-2358 (785 amino acids)
Molecular function (GO): calcium ion binding
Source: RefSeq, a predicted model, not a curated record
AUGGAACAAGUGUUCAAGGCAAUAGAUAAGGACUCAACUGGUCAAAUCUCACUCUCUCAACUACAGGAGGAGAUUGAAGAGUUGGGUUCGGACAUUGACGAGAAUCCAAUGAUUGCUCAGUUGAUCCAGUAUCUAAGACAUGUACACUCUCAAUCACUUGGACUCAGCGUGUCGCAGGGUGGCGACGAUGAUGACCUGUCAGCGUCGACGGGCGGCCAGGAGAUCUGGAUCGACUUUGAAUCGUUUGUCAAUACCAUGACAAACUUUGCCGAGGGAGUCGAUCGUCGUGAGGCUCGCAAGCAGCGUGUCGAACGCCAAAAGUUGCCCCGCUUCAAGGUGCCCGUUGAACUGCUCAAGAAGUACAGCAUCACACCAAAAGGCUCACCAAUGGUCGUCGGUGGAACAAUUAGUCCCAAUGCUCAAGGCUACAGCCACACGGUCGCCUUUAGCCCAUCUAGGAACAAGUUCAACAAGAUGUUCUCUCAACGUCCCGUCAUCCAGUUUGAUCAGUUCCUUCAGUUGGCCACACAUCUAAACAAUGGCAAGGAGAUACCAAAGAACAAGCUGUUGAUGGUGCUCAAUGACCUGCCCAAGGACUCUGAAGGCUGCAUCGAUAUCAACAGUUUCCUCACGGCCUAUGGUGGCCUCAACCAUCCAAUGAGCCCCAAGUUGGUGCUGGAAGAGUCUGAUGUUCGCGACCGAUCAGAGCUGGUGGAGAAGUCCACUGUCGAGUGGAACAAGAACCGUGAGCUGGUCAAUCAACUCAGUGACAACUACAAGGUGUUGGAGAAAGAGGUAGAGACAUAUCAGUCCGAGAUAUCAUUCCUCGAGAAGUCCAAGCAGACAUUGGAGGCACAGCUCAAGAAGAAGGAGCAAGAGAUUGAGCGACUAAAGAAGGAGACCAAGUUUGUUGAUGGCAUGCGUGACACAAACAAAGACCUGAUCGUCCAAAACACCUCCCUCAAGCAACAGAUCUCCAAGCUCACAACCAACGAGAGUGCUCUCCGAGACAACAUCGAGUCUGAGAAGGAUAAGUACCGUUCAAUCAAUGAGAACCUAGUGCUCAAGGACUUGGAAAUCAAGAAGCUCAAUCAUCAACUAAAGACUCAACAGAAUAUCAACACUAAGUUAUCAAUGAUGAUAUCAUUCAACAAUGAGUCAGAGAAAGAAAAGACUGAGCAGAGUGUGCCGUCAACCAAGGAUCAUGGUUCAAAGACUGUCAAGGUCACACAGAGGGAGAGAUCAAAGCCAAACCUUAGCAAGCAAAAGUCAGAGAUCUUCCAGGUACCACUCAAGACCAGCUCAGCAGCAUUGGAUCUAUCACAAUCGCCAAUCAUUCAACAUCACUCAGAGUCAUCAUUGGCAACUUCACAACAAUCCAACAAUAGGCCACUUUCCCUCGACACUAGUGUUGACUACAACAACAUUAACAACAUCAGUAACAUUAGUUCGGGAAGCAUUGGAGAAUCAAUUCAGAGUGAGAUGGACAAGCUCAAGAAGGAGGACUCUGUCAAUGAGUUGGACCAACUCAAGAAACAAUUACAAUCAUAUCAAGAGGAGGAGCUCACACUCAGCUCAUUCCAAUCAGAGGAUAGUCUCAGUAACAUUCAAUCUGGAUUGCCAUCAAUUCCAGAGCACAAUUCACCACAGAAGCAACAACAACAAACAUUAUCAACAACAACAACAACAAAGGAGGAGAAGAAUGAGACAAUGUUACCACCCUCGCCAAUAAUGAUGUCCACACCAAUCAAGUCAACAUCAACAUCAACUACAACAACUACAACAUUAACAACAUCAAACAACAACACACCAAUACGUCUGAGUUCACCAUUUAUUCAAACACCAAAUGGUACCAAUUCACCAAGAUCAGUACUUACUUCACAGAGCUACGUUCGACAGAGUAGCCCAGCACUUGAGCGUGGCACAGUCAGUGGCACCAGCGCAACAAACAUGGCAUCACCCGUGGCCGUACCAACAUUCGACCUGUCAUCACUAUCGUCCAAUCCCAACGUUGGCAGCAUCAAGAGAAUGAAAAAGUCUGAUCUCAUCCGUCUACAGAUGAACGAGCUGGAGGCACACAAGGAGAGCGCGCAAAACAUCAUCGACGAGACCACAGCGGCCAUGUCCAACCUGUACAAAGAGAAGAGUGUCGAGCUACAGCGUAUACAAAAGAUGUACCAGGAGGAGAAACAAUCCAACAAGUAUCUCGAGAAACAGUUGAUGGCUCAGCUCGAGAAGAACAAAGAGUUGACCGCAGGCAAGGAGAAGAACUCAUGGGGAGGAAUGCAAGGAUUCUACUCAUUUGUCUCUUACUUUUUGCCAUCGACAUUAAUGUGUAAUGUAUCUGGAACCAGUUAA